Molecule: messenger RNA, 2971 nt
Organism: Seriola aureovittata
Lineage: Eukaryota; Metazoa; Chordata; Actinopteri; Carangiformes; Carangidae
Gene: zfyve19
Product: zinc finger, FYVE domain containing 19
Exons: 11
Coding region: 144-1436 (430 amino acids)
Biological process (GO): mitotic cytokinesis checkpoint signaling; abscission
Cellular component (GO): centrosome; cleavage furrow; midbody
Molecular function (GO): phosphatidylinositol-3-phosphate binding; metal ion binding
Source: RefSeq, a predicted model, not a curated record
CAACGCUGAAAGGUUGAAAACAGGCAGUUAGCUGCCAACUUAUUUUUCGUUGACUCGAAAUUUUCGUUUCUCCAAAUAUUUACCCACAAUAGCAGUACCGGUACAAGUAUAAUUGCCUGUCACAUGACUCUACAUGCGUCGGCAUGGACAACCGUUGUUUUUGUUGUGCAUCAAAGUUCAGCCUCUUCAAGAAGGAGCUGGGCUGUAAGAGCUGUGGCCGCUCCUUCUGCUCCAGCUGUUUGACUUUCAGUGCUGUGGUGCCUCGCUGUGGCACCACCCAACAACAGAAGGUGUGCAAACAGUGCCACGGCAAUCUGACAAGUGGGGAGUCUCAAAGCAGUGCUGGAAGAUGGUCCCCUCCAGAAAAUUACAAAAAACGGGUCGCUGCAUUUGAGGCCAAACAGCAGGGACAGUCGACACAGCCUCUUGCACAUGGAGGAUGUAGAAAUAGCAAAGGAGGCCAUCUACCUGCCAAAGGCCUGAGCAAAGAAGAUCAGGCUAUUGCUGAAAGACUUCAAAAGCUCAAAGAGGAUACUACACCCAAGUCUAUCCCCUCUGAGAGAGAUCUUGAGUCUCGCCUCGCUGCUCUGAAAGCUCCCAGCCGGCCAGUGCCUUCUGCAGAGGAGAUGGAGGACCGUCUGGCAGCUCUGCGGGGUCUGCCUCCACAAUCUCAAGUUCCUCCAGCUGUGCACAAGCCUCCAGAUAACAGGACUCAGACUGAACAAGCCAAUGAUCUGCUUAAUCAGAUGACAGAGGAAGUUGCCAUUGAUGAGCAACAAUCAAAUCCUGAAUGCAGUGCCAAUGGCCGUAUGAAUGAUCUUAACAAGGGGGAGGGGGGGAUACUGGAUGAGAAUUUGGAGGAGAACCAGGAUGCGGUCAAGCAGCUGGAGGUUGAGAAAGCCCGUCUGCUGGAGGAGGCCAUGGAGGAGCUGAGGAAGGAGCGGCAUUCCCAGGAUCAGAUCCUCCACAUGGCCAAGAGGAUGGCCCAGCUGAAGGGGCAGGACCCAGACAAAGUUACUAUGGAGGACUUCCAGCACCCUGACAGUGAUGAGGAGACUGAGGAGGAAGCAGUGAGGAGAGUGUUGAAACAGCUCUCAGAAGAAGCUGCGCUGGAUGAGGCCAGUGGCUACAACAUACCUUUAGAACAGAGUGGACCGAGGAACACAGAAAAGAAAAAAACUUCAAAGAAACCGACACAGGCUCCAGCUCCCAGGAGUAGGAUUUCACCAGCUGCUGUAGCACAUCAGCCAUCAGACAGUGAUGAAGAUGAACUUCCAUGGUGCUGCAUCUGUAACCAAGACGCCACGCUUCGCUGUCACACCUGUGAUGGAGACCUUUACUGCAACCGCUGCUUCAGGGAAGGCCAUGAUAAAUAUGACAGGAUGGAGCAUCGCACCACCAACUACACUGCGCCAAAGAAGAAGAGGAAGACAUGAUAGUUAGAUUGUGCUGUAGGUGUUUGCCUUAUCAGGCUCUUGUCAGUCAUCACCCUUAGACUUGUGCUUUAGCCUUAAGUGACCUCUUAUUGUCUAAAAAACUGUGUCUCAGAGUUUUAAACACCACCUAUUAUCUAAAGCAAUCCAGAACUCCUCAUUUAACCUCUAACUUAUCGUAUCCAAUCUGUCCAAAGUGGAUAUAAAUAUGUGUCUAUGUAGACCUCAGGAGGAGCAGCAUCUGCUUUCUAUAAUUGCAAACACUGAUCUAGAUGAACAGAAUAAUCAAUUAAACAAUAGGUAAGCAAAGCAUAGACAUAGACUUUAAUGCAAAUGCAAUACAGUGUAUAUAUAAUGAGUGGAACAUAGCUUUUAUUUUUUCUGUAAUGUAUGAAAAUAGAGGUAAGUGAAUCUUGCAGAGGCUGCUAGACAUGUUGUAUUUUAGCAAAACUGUACCGCUACACACAGAAAAGUUUUAAGCUGUCCAAUGCAGUAAGACGCUUGAAGUUUUUUCUUCUGUCACCUGUCCUACUUCCUAAAGGCAACAAAGGCUCAUCUUAGACUCACAUUGCACUUGUCACCAUUGGAUAGUUUUUUUUUUUUUUUGAAUUGACAACACAUACAGAAAGCAGACACAUCAUGAGCUCAUCUGCAGUGAUGCACAGUCCCAGACUACUGUCAGCUCUGGACCGAAGAAGCAUAGAGGAGUCAGUAUAAAAGGAUUAGUGAGGGCUUUGUUUCUUUUGGCAGGCACUGCAGUCACUCUUGUAAUCUAUGUUUGGCUGCAAAUCUGACAUGAGCAUUGCCUUUCUUGUCCUUCUGUGUAAUUUAAUUAUAAAGGAAGAAAAAGUGUAGGGCGCUAUAUCAAGUCUUUUAAGAAUGCAGCUUAUUUUUUAGUUGUAUUUUCAACACUAAAGCCUUUCUUUUUUUUAAAGUUAUCAUUACUUGACAAAAAUGUCUCAGUCUGACAGGCCUUGUUAGAAGUGUAGUGUUACAGUAUGGAUGGCCUCUGUGUUAGAGAAUCAGGAGUGGAAGUGGGGCGAACCAAGCAAAUUACUAUAAUGGAGCCCUCAGCCAAAAGACCCUCUGUGUAUGACAGAGAGAUGGCCAGAGUGCAGUUUCAUCAGUGUGCAUUACUGUCUAGCUAACUGAGGAGAAACCAUAAUUACACUCUCCUCCGGGGGCUUGCUCCAUUAACGGUUGUAUGGAGGCAGUUGCUGUGUUUGCCUUUUCUGGCCAUGUCAUACACGCACAACAGACAGGAAAUGGAUGAGGAUAAUGGAUGCAUACUUAAUGGACUUUUCUGCUGCUGAUUUCACUGUGUUUACUCCUAGACUUGACAUGUCAACGUCUCCUUUGUUUCCAUCACUCUGUUGAAAAAUUCAUGGUAGAAGAAAAUAGAACCAUGUAUUCUGGGAAUGAUAUGCCGACAGCUGUGCUACAGUAAAGUCUGUAGACUGUAGGGUGUUAUCAGACUUUAAAAACAAAUGUUUCAGAGCAGUAAUAAAGGUCAGUUGUGGUAACAGCAUAUCUUAGUU